This is a messenger RNA of Stomoxys calcitrans (stable fly), 3775 nucleotides long. RefSeq lists its product as uncharacterized. The transcript is spliced from 2 exons. Gene Ontology annotation, cellular component: cytosol. Gene Ontology annotation, biological process: tRNA methylation. Lineage: Eukaryota; Metazoa; Arthropoda; Insecta; Diptera; Muscidae. The record is from RefSeq and is a predicted model, not a curated record. The coding region runs from base 114 to 3623 and encodes 1169 amino acids.
UAGCUCAUUGUUUAUACAAUAGAAUAACAUGUGAAGGAACAAAGUUAAACAAAAUUUUGCUUAAAAAAUUUGUGCAGAAAUUUGAAAGAAAACAUCUCUCCAAAACUUUAAUUAUGGACACAAUUGAAUUUAAAAGAUUACCACUCAAUGUCGACGAAAUUAAACCUGGCGACAGUAUACGAUAUAUACAGCAACUCCAAAAUAUGGAACUUGAAAUAAAACAUGUUGAGCAUAUAAUUCAACAUAUAAAAGUCAUAAUAGACAAAGAAUUGCAUUUGGAAGGACAAUGUAAUGAUGACCGCCAUGGGGUCUAUCCCACACACUUUAAUCAAAUCACAGUGAAUAUGUGUUUUCGUCUCUACUAUCAAUUGCUGCACAAAUAUAAUAUUCCGGAUAAGUAUUUUAGCCCAUACAUACUACCUAAGGACUGUUGUGAAGGGAAACGACAGAACUUUAUUGUAUUGUACUAUGUUCUGUUGACAGCCCAGGAGGAGGUGCUUGUGGUGGAACCAGAGGAUACGAAAACCAAAUGCUUGGAGGCAUUUGCUGAGGCUGUGAAUAGCAAUGACAUGGCCCUUUUGGAUAUUUUAAAGACCCUCAACUUGGUAUAUAAGAAAUGGCCCCAUUUGGAUGUGGGCAGCAACUUUUCCUUGGAUCAUGUGUACUUUUGUCUACAAUCCAAUCAAUUGGGUAUGCGAGAUGAGAUGCUGACAUUUCUGCAACAUGUUUGCUCGAACCGAGAAACAGCUUUAGACUAUUUUGUACGAAUUGUUAAUUUUUGGCCUUGGACAUAUCGCAACAAGCUAUACAUGCUUAUGUCUAUACUUAACAAAAACUCUUUGGAAUAUCUUCUAAUGAAGAGUGGCCACUCUGAAAAGGAAUUCUUUAAAGGGUUGCGUUCUACGCUGUGUUAUAAAAAUUUAUUACCCUCCAGCCAACAUGUAGUAAAGGUCUUGAGUGCACAAAGAUCCAAGGCUUUAAUACAAAUGUGUGCAGAAGUUCUAGUAAAUGGUACUCUGCAAGAGAUAAAGAACCUUAAUGCCCAAUGGUUUUCUCGCCUGCAACAAAAGGAUGAUCUUUUUCAAUUGAUAUGGAAGAGUAUGGAUAUGGAACAGAAAUUUGUUACAGGCAAAUUUUACCAUGAUGAUGAGGGAGCCAAUUUUCGUUUCAUCCUAAUCUGUAGCAUGUUUUCCAAGGAAAUUUAUCAAUUAUCACAAAAACAUUUUAUGUCUCUUAGCAAUGAACUCUUGAAAAUUUGCUGGACGUUCGAUUUGGAUACACAACUCGUGAUUUAUAAAUUUAUUCUGGACAACUUGGCAAAUUUAAACAUUGAGGAUUGUAUGGAUUUUUUCACAAAGUUCUCUCAACUCCAUAUGACUGUUGAAAACGCACAAUUUCGAAACACCAUUCUGGGAAAAAUGCCUAUAAUAAUAAAUCACAUAGCCAAAUUGUUUUGUAAAUUAAGCAAAGAAGAUAUGUUAGAGUCGACUUUGGCAAAGAAAAUUGUGGCUUACUUUUCAAAUAUGCAAAACGAAGUGGAGGAGGGUAUUGCCAGCAGCAUUUAUCAACCAAAGAUAUUCUCCCUCAAACUCUUGGAGAUUCUCAUCAACUCACUGUACGGCGAAGUAGUAACAAAGAACUCCAAAAAUUGCUGUCUAAAGCAGAACCAAGUACUGGCGGAGUUCUUGAAACAACACCAACUGUUUGAUGGACCAAAUGUCAGCUUAACUCUGAUGAGGCUUCUUAACGAUCCCACAGGCUUUGAUGAUGCUUUGGAUUUAACUGUAAAACUCUUGGGCAUGAUAAAACCAGCUGAAGAGACAAUUGUUAGCCAAGCCUUAGAAAUGAGUGAGAAAUGUUGCACUUUAAGCGAUGUGGAUGUAGCUAAUCUGUGUUGCCUAUACGCCAGAGUUGCGGUGCAAAAUGAGAAUGAGAAUGAGCCUAUUAUUGGCUUAUUUGAAAACACUUUGGGAGGCCUGAAAUCCAAGUUGUUACCUUUCCAAGAGGAUCCUUUCUUUGCAUGCAAAACAAAAGGUGAUCAUUUAUUUAGUUCCCUUAAUGUAAUCAAUGAACUUGUGCAGCAUAAAGCCAAACUUUUCCUAGCAGCAUUUCCUACUCUGCUACAGAUAACGGAAAACAUUGAGGAGAUUAUUCUGCAAAUGCUUAAUUUUUGUAAUAAACAUGACGAAGGCAAAGCUCAGUGUGCAGCUUCAUUUGAGGAUAUAGAUAAGAGCUUGGAAAUGUUGGUGGAUACGAGUAAAUGUGCCAGCAAUGAUCAUGAACAUGCUCGCAAAUAUCUUCUCAUGUCGUUUUGGCUGACACUUAAAGCUUGCUGUGAGCUGGCAGCCUCAAUGGGUCAAUUUAUAGUUAGCUCUAACACUAACAUUGAGUCGAGGUUGUUGUUUCUGCAACGUUGUAUACAGGUUAGUGAAAAUGUCCUAACUAAAUGUCGCCACAAAGGAGCCAUUGAAGCGGCAGGAGUCACCAUUGGCCAGCUUACCAAAUGCAUCACCACACAUGUCUCGCAGCGCAAUGAAGAAUAUGAGCUGUUGCAUAAAUGCCUGCAGAGCCUUUAUGAUGAUAGUGGAAAAAAGGAUGUCAGUACUACAAGAAGGGGAGCUGGCUUUUCCAUAAUGUUCUUGCACAUAGUAAAAAAUGAGGCAAAUCGCAGUAGGCCACUGUUGAGGAAAGCCAUGAAAAGUCUUUUAGCAGCUGCCCCAAAUAAUGCCCACAAUUCUAGCUCUAACACCAACUGUGAUCGCAGUGAGGCUUUACAUUUGCACUUUCUUUGCGUUCUAGUGAGAGAUACCGAGUUGAGAGAGGCUAUGUCCAAAUACCACAAUGAAAUUAUGAUGGCUGCCGUAAAGCAUAUUGAUCACACCGAAUGGACUAUACGCAACGGGGCUUUACAAUUGCUAGGGGCUUUAGUGCCCAAAAUUGUAGGCCAGCGGCAGGCUACAGAAUUCGAAGAGUCCUUAUUAUGGGAACCUUCGGAAGUAACAUUUUGUGAAGUUACGCGCAAACUAGAUAAGUCUUAUGCAUACAUACUCAAAUAUUGUCUAGCUGAAAAGGCUGCCACUGGCUCCAUUAUAUUGUUUUUGGAGUUCUUGCACAAGGUGGAAUACAUUCAUAAGAAUGAAGUUAUUGCCCCCGACAGUGUUCAAGAAUUUCGAAAACUUAUAUGGGUUCUGCUACGACAUCCUUGUGAGAAAGUUCGCAAACUAGCCUCAAAGUGUUUUGUAAGGUCGCACGAAUUUAGCUAUGAGCUGCCAAAUGCUUUGGUACAAAUUGCCCAAAUAUUGUUUCAAAUAAAAAAUGAAAACUUCUUUGAGGGAUUGGUACAGACACUACAUCAUGGUGUUUUGAAAUUACAACAUGAUUUGAAAUACGUUGUCACCGAUGAGGAUUUGGAUCUAAUCUUACAACAGAUUGAGAAAACACUGGAAGAAAGAUUUUCUCUUCAACAUCGCUAUAAAUUUUACACUUUGUGUAAACUGUGGGAUCUUUUGCAAUUGCUGAACUUUGACACAAACUCAUCUGUAUUAAAUGAGUUAAGAAGUUUAACUUUAAACGAUAAUGAAUAUCCCUUUGCCUAUGAUUUGUGGCUGAAUAGAAUACAAUAAGGUAGGCUGUGAUUCUGCUGUAUCUACUGUGGACACAUGAAUAUUUAUUUUUAGUUUAAAAGCGUAUCAAUUUGUAAUUAGUAAAUGUACUUUUUAAUGAUAAAUAAAUAUUUUAUAAAAAAACUCAAAAUUAUAUAUUUUUAUUUUUUUUU